UCGAGAUUUAAACUUCAGAUUACGCCACUGAAACAGAUGUAACUCGAAUUAGCUUUUGCAAAGUUUUGCCACAUUUCCCUUCCUACCAAAGUUAUCUUCUCAGGGAUUGCCACACUUUCACUCCCAGUCAAUAAAACUGAGUAUGAUUCUGUAUCUGUCUCUAUAAACGUAAAAAUGUAACAUGGAAAAGCUUUACACUGAGUAAAUGGAAUUAAAGAGGCAUCAUGAAACUUGUUUAGGUGAAACUUUUUUUUAUCCAAAUUUUUGUACAAUCAAGGUAAUUGUUUCCGCGAAAAGCAACUCAAUUUGAAAUUGCAAGGAAUCUUCAACUUUAAGUGUGUUUAGUUGUGAAAAGUUUUUGUGAUUAAAAUUGUUUACAAGUUCAUCUCAUGGAUUAACAGUGAAUGUGGAUUAAUGAUUUCAUUCAAUUAACUAAACAUGUUUUGCUAAUUAAAAAUGUUCUGAGUUUUUUUCCCCUGAAAAUCAAUUGAAUCAUGUUAUUAUUAAUGAUAAAGCUUUUAUUCUUGUUAACACAUAUUUAUCUAACAACUUGUUUACCAGAUAACAGACAAAGUCCCAUUUUUGUUGGAACCUUUACUGAGCAAAUUGUUGAAAGAAAAAUCAGCUUAUCACUAAAAUGUUCAGCCAAGGGUAACCCUUUACCUCAGAUUACUUGGAAGCAAGAUGAUCAGCCAAUUAACGAAGCAUAUCACAUCCGAAUUGGUGAUUACGUUAGUGAUGUUUACACAGUCAACAGUUAUGUUAACAUAAGUUCAACCAAGACAGACGAUGGAGGCUUUUACUCGUGCAAAGCAAGUAACAUUGCAGGAAGCCUUCAACACACGGCUCGGAUCAAUGUACUUGGACCACCCUUCAUCCGACCAAUGGCCAAUCUAACAGUUUUAUCAGCUCAAAACAUUCAAAUAACUUGUCCCUACUCUGGUUAUCCAAUUAAAUCAGUGACAUGGUUAAGAGAUGGACGAAAGUUGCCUCAAAAUCACCGGCAAAAAGUUUUCCUCAAUGGAACCUUUGUGAUAAACAAUGUUGAAAAGGGUGCCGAUGCCGGUCAAUAUCAGUGUGCUGUUACCGAUGAAGAUGGAAGGACAGCAAAACGAGACUUAUUCAUCAACGUAGUCGUCUCACCAAUAGUCCAGCCCUUCUCCUUUCCUGUCGACCUAGUCUCAGGACGACGAGCAGGUGUUGCUUGCAUAGUAUCGGCCGGAGACUUGCCAAUCAGGAUAACAUGGCUAAAGGAUGGAGCAGUCAUUCCCGAGUCUCUCAUGCCCAUGGUUGACACCAAAGACUUUACUUCUUUCCUGACUUUUGAUAAAGUGUCACGAUCUCAUCGGGGAAACUACACUUGCCUUGCCGAGAACCCGGCCUCAACCUCAAACUAUACUGCACCACUAAUUGUCCAAGUGCCUCCAAGUUGGAUUGUUGAACCUAAAGAUAAAUCUGUGAUCAAAGGUAAUUCAUUAACAUUGGAUUGUCAAGCUGAUGGAUCACCAAGACCGAUUAUCCGUUGGAAAAAAUCAACUGAUGGCGAAGAUUUCAAAGUUGUCAUAAGUAAUGCCCACAUUCAAACCCUUGAAAAUGGAUCGUUAACCAUUCGUGAAGUGGCCAAAGAGGAUGCCGGUCAUUACAUGUGCCAAGCCAUGAACGGAAUCGGUCCUGGUGCGAGUAUGGUUGUUAAAGUAACAGUUGCAGUUGCUGCUCACUUUGAGAAAAAAUUUGAAACUCAUACGGUCAAGUUGGGUCAAGAUCUGACAAUCCGGUGUGUUGCUAUUGGUGAUAAAGAUAUUCAAAUUACAUGGAGUCGAGAUAGAAAAUUAAUUAACUCAAAUAACGAACCAAGAUAUAUAUUUGAACAAAUUGAGAAAACGGAUCGAACUGAAUCGAUAUUUAAAAUAAGAACAGCUGAAAGAAGAGAUUCUGCUCUAUUUACAUGCCACGCUGAAAACAAUUAUGGUAAAGAUAACAGUAAUUUUCAAAUUGUUGUACAAGAAUCGCCCGACUGUCCAGUAGACCUUAAAGCCGAAGAUGUUGGAAGUCGUUCAUUUGCCUUAACCUGGUCCCAUCCCUUCAAUGGCAACUCACCCAUUUUGAGUUACCUCUUAGAGUACAAGCCUUCAAAGUUUUACAGCUACUCUACUAGUAAAGGGGUCAACAAGGAAGUCCUUCCCGUAACGGGAGUCAGCCAUGUGAUUAAAGGUUUAGAACCUCAGACAACCUACCUUGUUACCUUGAGUGCUCAAAAUGGUUUGGGUACAAGCAGCGAGUGUCUUCCCUUGAGUGUAACUACUGAUGGUGAAGCUCCGACUGGAGCACCUCGAGACAUCAAAGUAGUCCCAAUAUCAUCCACUAGCCUGCAAGUCAACUGGAAACCUCCAGCCGUGUCUGAGCAGAAUGGACCCAUCUUGGGUUACUAUGUUGGCUAUCGACAGCAACGUUCACCAGAAGAGUUUUCAUACAAAACGAUUGAUGCCACUUCACCUUCAUUUUCAUACUCGACUACAUUAUCUUCCCUCCCUUCAAUGCCAUCCCCUGCAUCUUCCUCGUCAUCUUUUCCUUCUUCACUGGAAGACAAAAAUUUCGAGGAAAGUUGCCAGAUAAAUGGAUUACGCAAAUUGACUCGUUAUCUAAUUAUUGUCCAAGCUUACAACAAGAAAGGUGCUGGUCCACCUUCAGAUCAGAUUGAAGCCCAAACCCUUGAAUAUGAUCCACCAGAAGCACCAACUCUUAAGGUUGUCUCAACAACCUUUAACUCUGCCUUACUUUCAUGGGAUAUUAAUGAUGAUAUCCCAUUAGAUCCAAUGUCAGGUUACAUUGUUUAUCAUAAAGUUGAAAAGGGUGACUGGGAGGAAAUAUCGAUCUAUGCCGAUAAACUUAAAUACAACAUUAAAAAUCUUUCAUGUGGUAAACGAUAUCAGUUUUAUAUUGUUCCCUUUAAUUCGGCAGGUAAAGGUCAACCAAGUGAAGUUGUUUCAGCCAAAACUCUUGGAACAGCUCCAAUUGCUCCUGAUUUACAUGAUUUACUCACAGUUAACUCUACCUUUGCUCUCAUCAAUUUAACCUCUUGGACUUCGGGUGGUUGUCCAAUUUUAAAUUUCAACGUUCAAUACAAGGUGAAACAUUCUCGUGAAUACAUUCUCGUUUCAACCAACAUCAUUCCCGACCAACGAAUGGUAAUCCUAAGUGACUUGUCACCAGCUACUUGGUACAACGUGUUCAUCACUGCACACAACGAGGCUGGAUCAACCGGAGCCGAGUAUACAUUUGGCACACUAACAGCAUCAGGUGAACCCAUUCCCUAUCCAAGUCAAGAGAACCUAGAAGACUUGGCUCAUCAGUUGAAAAUUGUGAUGCCACUUGCCUCAGCACUGGUCGUCUUGACACUCAUUUUGGGAGUGAUUUGUGCCAUGUUUAAAAAGAGGCAAAACUUUCACGCAAACCAACAAAUUCCAGGAGAUGGAGUUGCUUGUGAUGGCAAUAAAUCAUGUGAAUCAAUGCCUCUAUCUGAUUGGGAUAAUACAGCCAAGAGACAUUCACUUCGCAACUCCAACUCGGAUGAGCCAACAAUGGACUUUUUUGCAUCCACCAACAACCUAAAAGGAAACCGUCAUCUAACCGGAGUCGGAGUCACAACCGGAGGAACACUGAUUCCCAAUACAACAUCAACAGGGUCAACAGCCAACGAGUCAAUCUACUUUCCAUCUCCGUAUGCCUUAAGUCGUAUAUCAGCCUAUGAAAGGAGCUUAAACAAUGAAGGAAGGUCUCACCCUCAGCAUCAUUUGAUAGUCAAUGGUGCGCCUAACUCACACACUUAUGAUGUUCCUCAUAAAAAGUGCCUCAUCAAUCCAGGGAAUCCUAAUCAUGGAACGUAUUGGGACAAAAUAAAUCCCCGGAACAUUGUCUAAUCGAUUUAACCAGCUCAUAAAUGAAGCUCAUCAGCCAACAAUCCAACUCACCUUCACUACUCGUUAUCAUUUCCAUCAUUCCCUGUUACUCCAUCAGCAUCAUUUUUAUACACUAUUUUUGUUACUCGCCAUCCAAUCCCUGUAUAUCAUUACUUCCCAGUAAACAUGAAACAACAUAUUCAACUUGUUAUUUACCUUUAACUCUGUUUUUCUGUUCAUAUCAUUGUUACUAUUAUUAUCAACAACAAUAAUACAAUUGCCAGAGCUUAUUAUUACUA
Tetranychus urticae (two-spotted spider mite) is the source of this 4195-nucleotide messenger RNA. Its product is annotated as cell adhesion molecule Dscam1-like. The record is from RefSeq and is a predicted model, not a curated record. Gene Ontology annotation, cellular component: synapse. Gene Ontology annotation, molecular function: protein binding. NCBI's taxonomy places the organism in Eukaryota, Metazoa, Arthropoda, Arachnida, Trombidiformes, Tetranychidae. Gene Ontology annotation, biological process: homophilic cell-cell adhesion; synapse assembly.